AGCGCGAGCAGCAUCAUGUCGGCGGAGGAGGAGCUGCCGGUGUACCUCGCGCGGCGGCCGGGCAGCGCGGAGCCGGUGUCCCGCCGGAAGCACGGCGGGCUGUUCUGCCGCGUGGAAGGAGCGCACGAGAGCAAGACUAUCGACUUCCGCGCGCUGAGCGUCGGACAGCGGGGCGCGAGACCGGAGCCGGCGCGCGGGGACACGCGCUUACCGAGCAGCGAGCAGGAGCUCAAAACCCAGGAGAAGAUCAAAGCAGACGGAGAGCACGAGCUUCACCGUAACCCUCCGGAGGAACCGAGUGAGCGGUUGCUGGUUAAAGGGGGCCGGAUUGUGAAUGAUGAUCAGUCGUUCUGUGCUGAUCUCUACAUGGAGGACGGUGUGAUAAAGCAGAUCGGAGAUAAUCUGAUCGUGCCGGGAGGCGUGAAGACGGUGGAGGCGGAGGGGAAGAUGGUGAUUCCGGGGGGGAUCGAUAUUCACACCCACUUUCAGAUGCCGUACCGCGGAACCGUCACCGCCGACGACUUCGCCCAGGGAACCAAAGCAGCUCUCGCCGGGGGAACCACCAUGAUCGUGGAUCAUGUGAUCCCAGAACCCGGCAGCAGUCUGGUGGAGGCGUUUGAGGUGUGGAAGAACUGGGCGGAGGAGAAGUGCUGCUGUGAUUAUGCUCUGCACGUGGACGUCACGCACUGGAACGACAGCGUGAAGCAGGAGGUGGAGACUCUGCUGAAGGAGAAAGGAGUGAACUCGUUUCAGGUCUAUAUGGCCUUUAAAGAUCUUUAUCAGUUGAGCAACAGUGAGCUGUAUGAGAUCUUCACCUUCCUCGGGGAGCUGGGAGGAAUUGUUCAGGUUCAUGCAGAAAAUGGAGAUAUCAUUGCUGAGGAGCAGACGCGCAUGCUGGCGAUGGGCAUCACUGGGCCAGAGGGGCACGUCCUCAGCCGACCAGAGGAGCUGGAAGCUGAGGCGGUGUUCAGAGCCGUCACUAUUGCCAGUCAGACGAACUGUCCGCUCUAUGUGACUCGUGUGAUGAGUAAAAGUGCAGCGGACAUCAUUUCUCAGGCCAGGAAAAAAGGAAAUGUGGUUUUUGGUGAGCCAAUCACAGCCAGUCUGGGUACAGACGGGACUCACUACUGGAGCAAGAACUGGGCUAAGGCUGCUUCUUAUGUGACGUCGCCUCCUCUCAGCCCCGACCCGACCACCCCGGACUACCUGAACACCCUGCUGGCCAGUGGUGAUCUGAACGUGACGGGCAGUGCUCACUGCACCUUCAGCGUGGCUCAGAAAGCCAUUGGGAAGGACGACUUCACUCAGAUCCCUGAGGGCGUGAACGGAGUGGAGGAGCGGAUGUCUCUGGUCUGGGAUAAAGCUGUGGUUUCUGGUAAGAUGGAUGAGAACAUGUUCGUGGCAGUGACGAGCACCAACGCAGCCAAGAUCCUGAACCUGUACCCGCGUAAAGGCCGGGUCGCCGUGGGCUCUGAUGCUGAUCUGGUGAUCUGGGAUCCGGACCUGGUCAGAACCGUCACAGCGAAGACGCACAACUCGGCUGCAGAGUAUAACGUGUUUGAGGGUAUGGAGCUGCGUGGAGCUCCGGCGCUGGUGAUCUGUCAGGGGAAGAUCGUGCUGGAGGACGGGAAGCUGCAGGCCACGCCCGGGUCCGGACGCUUCAUCCCCUGCUCACCGUUUCCCGACUUCGCCUACAAGCGUGUUAAAGCCAGGAAACAGCUGGCAGUGUUGCGGGCGGUGCCUCGGGGCAUGUACGACGGACCCGUCUCAGACUUUACUCCGAUGUCUCGGGGCGGAACCCCCUCCGCUUCUAACCGCAGCUCUCCCACCAAGGCCCCCAUCAGGAACCUCCAUCAGUCUGGAUUCACUCUAUCAGGUCCUGAGGAAGCUCCCAUCCGGCCCGCUGGAAGGCGUGUAGUGGUUCCUCCUGGCGGUCGUUCCAACAUCACUUCCCUCAGUUAAAAACGAAAAAGAGUUAUAAAAUCUGAUGCAGCACUGAGGAAAGUCAUUAAAAUAGAGAAAACAAGCAAAACACGGGAUCCUCAUGCCUUACCUUAAGAAAACGUUUAAACCUACCUUCAGCUUUAAAGAGCGCAGACAGACCUUCUCCUAGGAACAGCUCAGCAGAUGGUCUUUAAUUACAGUAUUAAUAAAAUGGUGAAUUGCUGUAAGAAUUGGGAUGGCAGUGCAUAAGUACAGUUUAGUUAUCAGCAUCUGUUUUUAAAAAGAUGAUUUUCCAGUUAAAUAUUUAUUUCCUGGAGAGGGUCUGCUGUCGUGCUUUUAAUGAAGUAUUAACCUUUAAUUUGUUUAUUUUAGAUUUCAGUGGCUUUAGGAUAUUCUGUCUCUAGGAUCUUGUCUGUUUACUAUUUGGUCAUACUUCCUUAUUUGAUAAAAUUAAAAAUAAAAAAAUAAAAUUUCAUUGUUUAAUCCAUCUACAGUAAUCAGAGGAAUGCAUAAAUAAUUUAUGAAUUAUUUUUAUUGCCAGAAAUGACUAACUUUCUCUUUUGUAAAAGAAAACACAAAAUCUAUGUAAAAACAUUUUUUUUCUAAAACUAAACAUUUGAAAGAAACCUCAUUGAAGCAAUCUCUUUACUUUAUGGUUUACAGAGCUCUUAUCAGUAUUGAUAAGAUAAUAAAUCAAUCAAGUUUAAGUUCUGAACACAGACCAAAAGCUCCAUUAAGAGUAAGAGUAAACUUUUACAAAACUGUUUCUCCAUCAGCAGCCGGAGUCUGAGAGAGAGCAUAGGGAUUGAUUAAUUGGCCCUCUGAAUUGGGGAGUAUUUUAUCAUCAAGAAUAAAUUUUACUAAACAGCAAAUAAAUCAAAGAGGCUGAAGUUCUUGCACUUAACUGAUGUUCUCAAAAAACUACAAUACCCAAUCAUAGAACUACAAUUGCCCCGUUCUGGACAGAAUGCCAUGAGGGUCAAAAUGCAUGCACAAUACACAACAGGGAGAAAAAAUGGAUAAAAUUAGAAACAUUAUUUUUUAAAGAAAAACUUAAAUGGUACAGGUAAGGAUAUUGUUUUUGAUUUGAGUUCCCUUCACAGUGUCCUAAAACUACAGAAAAACAAGAAGGUGGACAUUUAUAGUUUUUCAAAUAAAGUUAAUAAACAUUCAUUUUUAUAAUAUGUAUUUGUCAUUUCUGGCAAAGAAUUGUCUGUUGCUUGUAUUUGGAUUAAGAAAUACUUUUUUGAAAAAUAUAGAAUGAGCAAAAUGUACACAGACUGGACCCCAACCAACAUUGUAUGGAUGAAUGCCAGUGUAAGCGUAGUGGAUAACAGUCUGUAUGGGGAAGGUAGGCAGGACCUCCUCAAACAAAACAAAUAAUCCCCCCAAACUCUUAAACCUGACUAGAGAUUAAAACAACAAAACCCCAAAAAUCGUCCGUGAUGCUUCACAUCACUAAAUAAACAAAGUGCUGCACUGUAAUAUUAGAAUAAAUUUAAAAAAUAAAAUAAAUUAAUAAAAAUAAUACAAUUACAUUUUAAAUUUCACUGAAAACCUGCAGAUAUUCUUACUUAUUUAUGUUAUUGAAUUAAAACCUCCAUACUGAUGAUACUCCAGAUUAGUUACGUCCUGAAGCUGCAAUAAGCAGCUCUUUCUGUUGCCUUCUGUGUUUCAUUCCUGCUUAUUUCAGUGUAAAAAGACAGAACUGAAGGACUGCACUAAAACAGGUGCACCGGCGGGUCAGUUCUCUGGCGGGUCAGUUCUCUGGUGGGUCAGUUCGCUGGCGGGUCAGUUCUCUGGCGGGUCAGUUCGCUGGCGGGUCAGUUCUCUGGCGGGUCAGUUCUCUGGCGGGGCAGUUCUCUGGCGGGUCAGUGUUGCUGCAGUGGGGAGGUUAAUGGCAGUGCUUGUCUGUUUAGAAGUGAGUAAAGUGUGUCUGUAGAGAUUGUUGUGUGAAGUGUUUUAAAGAGCAGUUCAGUCUUUAUUUUGCAAUAUUUAUGUUUGAUGUUUGAUUUUUUUUUAUGUUCCUUUUUUACUGUUGAAUAAAAAUAAUGAGGUAGGUCAAAACUAGUGAUGUGCAAAAAUAUGUUCCUGAAUAAAGACAAGAUGUAACUAA
Astyanax mexicanus (Mexican tetra) is the source of this 4060-nucleotide messenger RNA. RefSeq names its product dihydropyrimidinase like 3 (gene dpysl3). Gene Ontology annotation, biological process: actin crosslink formation. NCBI's taxonomy places the organism in Eukaryota, Metazoa, Chordata, Actinopteri, Characiformes, Acestrorhamphidae. The transcript is spliced from 14 exons. Gene Ontology annotation, molecular function: hydrolase activity, acting on carbon-nitrogen (but not peptide) bonds, in cyclic amides. Gene Ontology annotation, cellular component: cytoplasm; cytosol. Bases 16 to 1962 code for a protein of 648 amino acids. The record is from RefSeq and is a predicted model, not a curated record.